Molecule: messenger RNA, 1308 nt
Organism: Physeter macrocephalus (sperm whale)
Lineage: Eukaryota; Metazoa; Chordata; Mammalia; Artiodactyla; Physeteridae
Product: glutathione S-transferase A2
Exons: 9
Coding region: 400-1068 (222 amino acids)
Biological process (GO): glutathione metabolic process
Cellular component (GO): cytosol; extracellular exosome
Molecular function (GO): glutathione transferase activity
Source: RefSeq, a predicted model, not a curated record
GGAGGAGUUCAGUCAACUGUAACAACAGCUUAUAAACACAUGUGGACUUGGUACUGAGGUGCUGAGCCAAGUGGGAGACAGACUUUCAUAAGGGCAGCCACCACAUCAGGCUCCUGUCGUGUUCCCCAGCAGCCAUCAUUUCUUAGCACGGGAAACUGCCCAAUGAGUCUUAGUUGAGGAAGUUUGAAAGAAACUUGUGAAGAGAAGGAAAUACGUUUACACGUCAACCAGAAACAAGGUGUUCAAGAAGGAUCAGUGAAACGUCUGCAUUUCCAGGGAAGAAACAGGAGCAAUAACUGAGCUUUGGCGCUAGCUGAGCUAGAGUGCAACAUCAGCGAAAGGAAAAGUCCACAUUUCUGCUCUCUGUUGCAGGUUUAGAGAAACCAGGAGACUGCCAUCAUGGCGGGGAAACCCAAGCUUCACUACUUCAAUGGACGGGGCAGAAUGGAGGCCAUCCGGUGGCUCCUGGCUGCAGCUGGAGUAGAGUUUGAAGAGAUAUUUAUAAAAACUCCAGAAGACUUGGAUAAGUUAAGAAAUGAAGGGAGUUUGAUGUUCCAGCAAGUGCCCAUGGUUGAAAUUGAUGGGAUGAAGCUGGUGCAGACCAGAGCCAUUCUCAACUACAUUGCCACCAAAUACAACCUCUAUGGGAAAGACAUGAAAGAGAGAGCUCUGAUUGAUAUGUAUGCAGAGGGUGUGGUAGACCUGGGUGAAAUGAUCAUGCAUUUGCCACUGUGCCCACCUGAUCAAAAAGAUGCCAAGACGACCCAGAUCAAAGAGAGUAUAACAAACCGUUAUCUUCCUGCAUUUGAAAAAGUGUUGAAGGGCCAUGGACAAGACUAUCUUGUGGGCAACAAGCUGAGCAGGGCUGACAUCCACCUGGUUGAACUUCUCUACUAUGUGGAAGAGGUGGACCCCAGCCUUUUGGCCAACUUCCCUCUGCUGAAGGCCCUGAAAACCAGAGUCAGCAAUCUCCCUGCCGUGAAGAAGUUUUUGCAGCCUGGCAGCCAGAGGAAGCCUCCCAUGGAUGAGAAAAAUUUGGAAGAAGCAAAGAAGAUUUUCAGGAUGUAAUAAUGCAGGCAUGGCUGCCCAGAACACAGGGAAAACGUCAAGAGAUUGAAGUUUUCCAACAGUGAAGUGCUUUACCUAUAUGUAGAUCCUGGCUACUGUGAAGCUAAUAAAUUUUCCAAAGUAUAAGGGCUAAUUUAAUUAGAAUGCAGAUUUAGUUGCAGAACAAUCCAUUUUGUUUUGAUCACAUACGAAAUCACGAUCUCCUCCUAGAAUGUGCCUGGUACUUAAACAUAAAUAAAG